Messenger RNA from Cylas formicarius (sweet potato weevil), 4115 nucleotides. Its product is annotated as probable multidrug resistance-associated protein lethal(2)03659. The transcript is spliced from 10 exons. Gene Ontology annotation, cellular component: membrane. Gene Ontology annotation, biological process: transmembrane transport. Gene Ontology annotation, molecular function: ATP binding; ATP hydrolysis activity; ABC-type transporter activity. The record is from RefSeq and is a predicted model, not a curated record. NCBI's taxonomy places the organism in Eukaryota, Metazoa, Arthropoda, Insecta, Coleoptera, Brentidae. Bases 116 to 4099 code for a protein of 1327 amino acids.
CUUAACAUUUUAUAUUUUACUGCGCGUUAAGAGACGGUAUCGAGUGGCGAAUUUUGGAACAUAGGUUUUUCCGUAUAUGGCACCAAAUAUAUUUUAAGAAGGAGCCGAUAAAAAAAUGGACCACUACGGAGAAACAAAAAAGAAGAAAAAUCCCAGAGAAAAGGCGAAUAUAUUUUCUUUGCUAACAUUUUCAUACACUGCUGGACUGUUCAAAAAAUCUACUAAACGAGACCUUGUCGAGGAGGACAUUUACGAUGUUAUCGAGCCAUGCAGGUCCAAAAUAAACGGGGACAAAUUCGAAAAGAAAUGGCGCGAAGAACAAGAAAGAAAGAAUCCGUCGCUGGUGCAUCUACUUUGGGUUUGUUUUGGUUUAAGGUACCUUUUUUUGGGCGUCAUACAUCUGGUUGUAAAAUUAACACAUAGCAUACUGGAACCAGAAGCGAUAGGAAAGCUGGUCUCUUAUUUCAACCCGAACCAAACGCGGAUAACCUUUAACGAUGCCGUUUACUACGCAUCCAUCAUGAUCGGUCUAAAACUUUUCGACACGUUUUACUUUCAAAACUACGUGAUUUUUUUGCAACAGUUGGCCAUUCGAAUCAGAACGUGCUUCUGCUCAUUGGUCUAUCGAAAAGCCCUCAGGCUAACACCGGAAGUCAUGAACGAAAUCGGCCUGGGAAAUAUCAUAACCGUCAUCACCAAGGACGCGAUGGUGUUCGAAAAAACCGUCUGGUUGUUAAACGACGCGUGGAUCGACGUCACCAAGAUUAUUGUGGUUUGCUAUUUGAUUUAUAACAAAGUCGGACCGGCUGGGUUGGUGGGGGUAGCGGUACUAUUCGCUGUAGUACCCGCGCAAGUUUAUGUGGGAAAACUAAUAAAGGACCUGAGGCUGAACCUUAGUGCCAAAACGGACGUGCGCCUUCAAGCUACCCAAGAGACCUUGUCCGCUAUUAAAAUAAUAAAAAUAUACACCUGGGAAAAAAUAUUUUCCAAACGAAUUGAAGAAAAACGAGCGAAAGAAAUGAAAUAUCUGAUGAAGGCAUUCUACUACAGAUCUAUCAAUAUGAUCAUCGGAAUUUUCACGUCGAAAGUGGGCCUCUAUGCGCUGAUCAUCACUUACAUUUAUGUAACCGAAAACGCCCAGGCCGACGUCAUAUUUUACAUCAUGAAAAACUUCAGCGACAUUCAACGUUCGAUAAUUAUCCUGAUUCCGUUCGGGCUGGGAGGCGGAGCGGAACUGUUGGCGUCCUCGUCGCGUAUCAACAAAAUUCUCCAAUGCAAAGAGUUGGCCAGAGAAGACCACAGAGAUUACGACGAGCCGAAACUAAAAGUUAGCAACGUAACCGUGAAGAUCGGCAAAAAAGAAAUUUUGAAAAACGUUUCGACCGAAAUCAAACCUGGUCUGACCGUUGUGACCGGCCCUCUGGGAUGCGGCAAAAGCGCUCUAAUCAAACUAUUCUUAAAGGAUUACACGAUAGACAGCGGAAAAAUAUUCAGGGAUGGGAUAUUUUCCUAUUGCUCCCAGGACCCCUGGCUUUUCCCCUCCUCUAUCAAACAAAACAUCGUCUUUGGUGAGCCGUACGACGAGAAACGCUACAAUGCCAUAAUAAAAGUUUGCGCACUCGAAUACGACCUUGACUUGUUCGCCAGAGGUGACGAAACUAUCGUGGCGGACAGAGGUAUAAACCUUAGUGGCGGGCAACAGGCUCGAAUCAACUUAGCCAGGGCGAUAUACAAAAAAAGCGAUAUCUAUCUUUUGGACGAUCCGCUGCACGCGCUAGACCCCCACGUUCAAGACUACAUCUAUCAGAAUUGUAUCAAAGAGUUUUUGAAGGAUCACAUAUGCGUCUUGGUUACCCACAACGUCAAACACAAAAACAACUCGGACAAUCUUAUAUUGAUGAAAGAGGGCGAGAUUGUGUACGACGGAAAGUCCGACGAAGUCAAGACCGAACUGCUGAAGGAAAUAGAGGAGGAGGAGGAGAAAAUUGAGGCGGAGCACUCGCAGACGGACGACGAGGUGGCAGACGAAGCCACGAACUUGAUAAAGAGGAAGUUCACGAAACAGAAAAUCUACAGCGAAGUGAAAAAGGAAGGAAAAGUGGAUUUCGGAGUCUACACGAAGUACUUUUCGUUUGGCGGUGGUUUUAUUAUUUUCUCCGUCAUAACAAUUCUAUUCUUGGUGUCUACCGGAACCGAAACUUAUUCAUCUAGAGAACUGACAAACUGGAUCAACUUGCAACAGGAUAUAACUAAUUUGAAGAUGAACGGCACGUUCGCUGUAAAAACUAGCACAGAGUCAACCAAGACAUUCAGCACGGCGAAAAUUUCUACCGAAACUUCAGCGUAUACAAACGCACCAACGUUGAAAAGGUCGGAAAGAGAGGUUACUGAAAAUAACACGGUCCUACUUGACAACAAAACCGUGGAGUUAAGUUUGCCAACUUAUCAAUUUGCAAGCUUUGAAGGAACCACUAUUUCGUAUAUCCAAGAGCUAAACUCGACCACAAAAAACAAUACGCAUCAAGAUUCAGUGAUGGCUGCGUUGGAAGCUCAAGCCAAGUGGAGCUUGAGUAUUUAUUCGUCAACCAUAUUCGCAUCAAUCAUAGUGGACUUGAUUAAGCAAUACCUCAUUGCUAAUUUCGCGAGAAAAGCUUCAGUCAAUUUGCAUAAUACGAUGAUCGAAACGCUCACUACUGCGAAAAUGUCCUUUUUCGACAGUUAUUUCGUCGGCAAUAUUUUGAACAGGUUUUCUCAAGAUCUGAACGUUGUAGACGAACACUUGCCUCACACUGUCAGCGGAUUUAUAAUGGUAUUGCUCUCUUCAACAUCUGUUGUAAUAUUGGUUGCUAGUGUCAACGUACAAUUUUUGAUUCCAGCAGUAGUAUUGGUGAUUUGCAUGUACAUAUUUAGAUGUAUUUAUAUGCCGACCGCCAGAAGUUUGAAAAGAUUGGAAGCUGCAACUCGAAGUCCCUUAAUUGGUCACCUGAACGCAUCCAUAGAAGGUGUCACUACUAUACGGGCGUCUAAGGCUCAGAAAAUCCUCGAAGAGGAGUUUGACAAGCACCAAGAUCUUUACACCUCGGCCCACUAUAUGACCUUCUGCAUAAGAAGCGCCUUCGGGUUUUUCAUGAAUCUCUUAUCGACAUUGUUUGUUGCCGCUAUCGUAGGAAAGUUGCUUCUCUUUGGAUCAGGUGAAGCCUCUGGGGACGUAGGCUUGGCAAUCACAAAAGCGGCAACGCUGGCUUCUUUAGUUCAAUGGGUUUUAUCCUCAUGGACCGAGUUGGAGAACGAUAUGACCUCGGUGGAAAGAGUUCUCGAGUACACCGUAGUGCCUCAGGAUGACUACUACGGCCAGAAAUUGCCCAAUUGGCCGUCUGGUGGCGCAGUAGCCUACCGAAACGUUUCUUUGGCGUACAAAGAUGAAAAGGUGCUUAAAGACAUCAGUUUCGAGGUCAAGUCAAAGCACAAAAUCGGCAUCGUCGGUAGAACAGGCGCUGGAAAAUCAUCGAUAAUUUCCACGUUGUUCCGGUUAUACGACUUUGAGGGAAAUGUGUCUAUAGACGGUAUCGAUACCAAAACUAUUUCGCUCGAUCUGUUACGUGACAAGAUAUCCAUUAUUCCUCAGGACCCGUUGCUAUUUCAAGGAACCAUACGAGAAAACAUCGACCCGUUAAGAAGGUACUCCGAUGCGGAAGUUUGGCAGACUCUGGACCAAGUUCACAUGAAAGAGCACAUCGACACGCUGGAACUGGCCAUCACAGACCACGGAUCGAAUUUCUCGACAGGCCAGAGGCAGUUGAUUUGUUUGGCAAGGGCAAUAAUAAAGAAGAACAAGAUCGUCGUUUUAGACGAGGCUACUUCCAAUAUGGACCCCGAGACCGAAUUUCUGGUGCAAAAAGUCGUGAGAGAACAGUUUGCCGACUACACCGUAUUCAUUAUCGCGCACAGAUUGCGAUCGGUGUUGGACUGCAACCAAAUCAUAGUGAUGGAGAAAGGUAGAAUAGUCGAAAUGGACGAACCUCUACGUUUGCUGAACGACAAGCGCAGUUUCUUCGCCAAGAUGCUCCAGGCCGACAACGCACAUCUAUUCGAUAAAUGAUAGAAUUAAACGCUUG